AUGUCCCCAUGGACACUUCCAGGGACAGCAACGCCCCAAGGGAACAUACCCGGGGGGGGUGGCGUUCCCAGGGGUUCACUCAGGGGCAGCAGCGCCCCCUUGUACCUUCCCAGAGGCGGUGGUGCUCCCAUAGACACUCCCAGGGACAGUGGCUCCCCCAGGGACUUUUGCAGAGACCCUCCACAGGGGUGGCGGCGCCCCAAGGACUCUCAUAGGGACGGUGGCGCCUCUAGGGACCCUAACAGAGGCCGUGUCCCCCCAGGGACCCUUCCAAGGAUACCAAGGACUCUAUGGGCUCGUGCUCUCAGAGGUCCUCUCAGGGACGGUGGCACCUCAGAGAACUUCACAGGUGCAGUAGCGCCCCCAGUGACCUUCCUAAGGGUGGCGGUGCCUCCAGGGGCUCUCUCAAGGUCGACAGUUCCCCUAGAGGUCCUCCCGGGGAUGGUGGCAUCUCUAGGGACCCUUUCAGAGGCGGUAAGUUCCCAGGGACCCUCUCAAAGCGGUGGUGCCUCCAUGGUCCCUCCCAGGGACGGCAGCGCUGCCAAGGACCCUGCCAGGGAAGGGGGUACCUUCAGGCACCCUCCCAGGGGUGGCGACACGCCCAGGGACCCUCCCAGGAGCGGCAGCGACCCGAGGGACCCUUCCAGGGGCAGCAGGGCAUUUAGAGACCAUCUCAGGGACGGUGGAGCUCCAUAUUACACUUCCAGGGGCGGUGACAUCCCCAGGGAUCACCCAGCGACACUCCCGGGAGCAGCAGCACCUCCAGGGUCUUUCCGAGUGGGCGUCGGCGAUCCAUGGACACUCCCACGGAAGGGCGGUGUCCCCAGGAACCAUCCCAGGGGUGGUGGCGUUCCUAGGGGCCCACUUAUGGGCGGCGGCGCCUCCAAGGACACUCCUAGGGACAGCAGCGCCUCCAGGGACUCUUACAGUGCCCCUCCCAGGGGCAGCAGCGCCCCCUUGUACCCUCCCAGCGGUGGUGGCGCCCCCAUAGACACUCCCUGGGACAGUGGCUCCCCCAGGGACUUUUACAGAGACUCUCCACAGGGGUGGCGGCGCCCCAAGGACUCUCCUUGGGACGGUGGCGCCUACAGGGACCCUCCCAGAGGCGGUGUUUCCCCAGGGACCCUUCCAAGGAAUGCGAUGAUACUGGAAAUGUCAUGGGCGGUGUACUUAUUUAACGUUGCAUCUCCCAGAGUUCUAAAUAGCACAAAACUACUGCACCCAGGGGCCCACAGGUCUGGUGCUCCCAGAGGCCCUCUCAGAAGCGGCGGUGCCCUCAUAGGCCCUCCCAAGCAUGGUGAUGCUACCAGGAACCCACUGAGGGUCGGGGGCACCACGAGGGACUUUCACAAGGGCUGUGGCUUAAUAAGUGACACUUCCAGGGACCCUCUAAGGGGCGGCGGCGUUCCCAGGGACCUUACCAGGUACAGUGACGCUCCCAGGAACCUUCCCACAGGCGGUGAUGUCCCCAUCGACACUUCCAGGGACAGCAGCGCCUCCUUCUACCCUCCUAGAGGCGGUGGCGCCUCCAUGGACACUCCCAGAGACAGUGGCUCCCCCAGGGACUCUUGCAGAGAUCCUCCACAGGGGUGGUAG
This is a messenger RNA of Homarus americanus (American lobster), 1596 nucleotides long. Its product is annotated as basic salivary proline-rich protein 2-like. The transcript has 3 exons. The record is from RefSeq and is a predicted model, not a curated record. NCBI's taxonomy places the organism in Eukaryota, Metazoa, Arthropoda, Malacostraca, Decapoda, Nephropidae. Bases 1 to 1596 code for a protein of 531 amino acids.